This is a messenger RNA of Oncorhynchus tshawytscha (Chinook salmon), 911 nucleotides long. Its product is annotated as perlwapin. NCBI's taxonomy places the organism in Eukaryota, Metazoa, Chordata, Actinopteri, Salmoniformes, Salmonidae. The transcript is spliced from 4 exons. Bases 159 to 728 code for a protein of 189 amino acids. Gene Ontology annotation, cellular component: extracellular region. Gene Ontology annotation, molecular function: peptidase inhibitor activity. The record is from RefSeq and is a predicted model, not a curated record. Gene Ontology annotation, biological process: innate immune response; antibacterial humoral response.
UUGAUCAGUUAUGCUGAGAGCGUUCUCCAACCCUGGCCUGAAACAACAACCCAACCCCUCCGCGUUUUUCAACUGGUCGUUCAGAUCUGCCCCGUUUCCGUUUAAUUGAACGAUGACCAACGUUUUUUCAUACUGAACGCGGUCCAGGUCUCUCUUCUAUGAAAUCUAUUUGGACUAUUUGCUCCAAGUACAGUCUUGAAGUCAGCUUGGAAAUGAAUUCGUCAGCGCUUUGUGCUUUGGUUAUUGUUCUGUUGGCAUUUGAUUUGAAAAUAAUCUCUGCUGCAGAAACUGGAGGCAAUUCUACAGUGCCAAUCCUCCCAAAGGCAGGUCAGUGCCCGCGACUUCUGAACGUGGUGCCAUCACAAAAGGGAUGCUUUUGCGAUGAGGACUGUCCUGGAGAUGACAAAUGCUGCGUAUUUGACUGCGGCGCAGUGUGUGUCCCACCUGUCUUCACAAAGCCUGGAGUGUGCCCUCGCAGACGAUGGGGUUCAGGGAUGUGUGCCGAGUUCUGUUCCAAUGACAGUGACUGCCCCAAUGAUGAAAAAUGCUGCCACAAUGGAUGUGGGCAUGAGUGCAUUGCACCGUACACAGUGAAACCUGGUCGCUGUGCCCUGCCUAAGGGGACCCCCAUGUGUGCUGAGUUCUGUUACCAUGACGGCCAGUGCCCCGAGGAACAGAAGUGUUGCCGGACAACCUGUGGCCACGCCUGCAGUGAGCCCUGCUCAUAGGACAGCAAGGUUUGGGUCUGGAGAGAAGUGACAGCACUCAUAGACUCCUCAAAUCAUUUCAAUAAAAAAAGAAGAGUUCUCCUUCAAGAAGAGGAAUGCUUGUUGUUGUUUUUUUUUAGGGUGGGGGGGUUGUACUUGUUUGUAUUCCAAUCAAUAAAGCGGUAUGUGCAGCCUUUAUAUACA